UUCGUAUUUCAAUCACAAAAGUUGAAGAAAAAUCACGAAAUUUUUUUCAAAAUCUUAUCAUCAGUGACUCAUUUGUGUGCAUCAGGCUUUAUUAAUCAAAAACGAAAACCAAAAUAAAAACAAUUCAUGUACAAAAAAAAAACAUCAAAAAUUUGUGAUCCCCUUAAUCGUGCGAUUUAAGUGCUUCCUCGUAACAAUCAAAACCAAUUGAUUUUCUGACGGUCACUGAUAUAAUUACCACUGUUGCUUGAUACUAUCAUUAGUCAUUUCAUUUAAGUGAAAUUGAGUUUCAAAAUAAGGGGUUUGAAGCUGUAAAACCACAACCGAAUAUAAAAGAAAAAUGUCUCAUCAAACGGGAAUAAAAGCUAACGAUGAACUAUUGAGAGCAUUUAGUAAGUCUAAAGAAGGCAAUACACGUGUUGUUAAGGCUUCUAUUGAAAAAGAGCAAUUGACGCUGGCUGCGGAGGUCGAAGUGAACGAAGACUGGGAAAAAGACUAUAAAAAUUUGGUAGAGCCGUUAAUCGAAGAAAAUACACCAUGUUAUAUUUUCUUUCGUUUGGACACCAAAUCGUCCAUUGGAUAUGAGUGGCUGUUGAUGAGCUAUACACCUGACACGGCAACGAUUCGUCAGAAAAUGUUGUACGCCUCAACCAAAGCGACAAUGAAAAAAGAAUUUGGCUCUCCGCAUAUCAAAGAGGAAUACCAUGCAACAUCGCAGCGUGAAACAACAUUGUUCAGUUAUAAAAAGCACAAAAAAGCAAUGAGCGCUCCAGCACCAUUAACUCAACGCGAAGAAGAAAUGCUCGAAAUUCGUCGAAAUGAGGUACAAACUGAAGUGAGCACUGAAACGCGCCAAAAGACCUUAGGCGGCAUUUCGUGUGCAUUAAGUGAAGCCGCAACUGCUGCAAUUAAAGAUACUGUUCGCGGUUCCUACAAUUAUCUACAAUUUAAAAUCGAUCUUAAGGAAGAAAAGAUCCACCUAGUCAAAGCCAACAAUGUGGAGAUUGAAAAAUUACCAAAAGAGGUUCCCGAUGACGAAGCACGCUAUCACAUCUAUUUGUUUAAGCAUACUCACGAGGGGGACUUUUUGGAAAGUUACAUUUUUAUCUACUCGAUGCCAGGCUACAAGUGUCCAAUUAAAGAACGCAUGAUGUACUCAUCAUGCAAAGCGCUAUUUGUUGAAAAAAUUCAAGAGCUCGGCCUACAGAUUGAUAAAAAGCUGGAAAUUGAUUCUGGCUCCGAAUUGAACGAGGAGUAUUUCCAAGAUGAAUUGCAUCCGAAAACACUAUUACAUCGACCACAAUUUGCAAAGCCACAAGGGCCUAUGAAAAAUCGUGGGGCCAAAAGACUGACCCGACCAUCUCAGGCUGAUGAAGCUAAAUUAAACUGCCUAAAUUAAAACCAACGAUAUUCAGCAUAAUCAGCAAGCGUUUUAAUCGUCGUAAUAAAAUUACACUAAAAAACCCACUCAGUUUUGAGUUACACGUAUCGCGCAUACAAAGCAAUUUUCUAAUUUAAAACAUGUUUUUUUUUAUUUAUGCUUUGAAUUUUAUUAUUAUUUGUAGAGAUAACUUCAUAUUU
Molecule: messenger RNA, 1581 nt
Organism: Contarinia nasturtii (swede midge)
Lineage: Eukaryota; Metazoa; Arthropoda; Insecta; Diptera; Cecidomyiidae
Gene: twf
Product: twinfilin
Exons: 5
Coding region: 341-1399 (352 amino acids)
Biological process (GO): regulation of lamellipodium assembly; actin filament depolymerization; positive regulation of neuron projection development
Cellular component (GO): cytoplasm; actin filament; myofibril
Molecular function (GO): actin monomer binding; actin filament binding
Source: RefSeq, a predicted model, not a curated record